CAAGAAGAGGCAAAUUCAUUUUUCUAUCAACAGCCAAUAGGGUUUCUCCAUCUGCGCCUAUUGAAUACCUAACGUUGAAAAAAGCUGAUUUGGCUCAAUUCCUAAAAUGUCGGGACAGGGUGAUCGGUAUAAUAUUUUCCCAUCAAGAAUGGCCCAAACAGCCAUGAAAAGUAGAUUGAAAGGCGCUCAAACAGGUCACAGGCUUUUAAAACGGAAGUCGGAUGCGUUGACUGUUCGUUUUCGUGGCAUACUGAGGCAAAUUAUUCAGGCGAAGCAAACGAUGGGUGAGGUGAUGAAAGAGGCGAAUUUUUCACUCGCUAGCGUCAAGUUUACAACAGCAGCGAAUAUUAAUAGUAUUGUCCUUCAAAACGUCACCAAGGCUCAGCGAAAGGUUAAAACAGAUAAAGAAAAUGUUGCUGGUGUUCAGUUGCCAGUAUUCAAAGUGUUUGUGGAAGGGUCUGAUACUUACGAGUUAACAGGUCUAGCAGGAGGUGGUCAGCAAAUUGACCGAUUAAAGAAAAAUUACAGUAAAGCUGUUGAUCUACUUGUUGAAUUGGCAUCUCUUCAAACAUCAUUUAUAACACUUGAUGAUAUUAUAAAAGCAACAAAUCGUCGUGUCAAUGCUAUUGAAUUCGUUAUUAUACCAAAAAUUGAACGUACACUGAAUUAUAUUACACAAGAAUUAGAUGAACGUGAGAGAGAAGAAUUUUACAGAUUGAAAAAAGUACAGGAGAAAAAGAAACGUAAUCGUGCCUUAAAAGAAUCUGAAUUAAAAGCUAAAGGCUUCCAGUUAGCUUCAGUAGAUCAUGCACCGAAUAUUCUUAAUCAAGAUGAAGAUGAAGGACAAAUCCUCUUUUAAAAGUAGUGAUGCAACAAGUUAUGAACAGAAUUAGACCGAUCACGUUUUAACACUACAAUCGAUCCAUUUUAGGAUCAGAUAUUAAUGCAUAAUAUAACUAAUUAUAUUUGUAUAGACCAGUUAGUCACUACACUAUUUUGGCAUAUAUAUAUAUAUAUAUAUAUAUAUAUGUGAAUUAGCUGUGUUAUCCUUUCUACUCCUUAUGUCAUUUGAAGUUACGUAAUAAUUUUUGACAGAAGGGCUGAUUUCUUCCUUUACUGUUUUUAUUUUAAACAUAUAUAUAUGCAUAAUAUUUAAUUUUUGGGUGAUUUUGUUUUUUCGUGUGUGUGUGUGUGUAUUAUUUCAAAGUGAUUAUUUAUAUAUAAAGUGGAUAUUACUCAAAAUAAAAGAUAUUUUAAUUAUUA
Molecule: messenger RNA, 1263 nt
Organism: Trichobilharzia regenti
Lineage: Eukaryota; Metazoa; Platyhelminthes; Trematoda; Strigeidida; Schistosomatidae
Source: the annotation of a GenBank genome assembly